UAAAUCGAGCACAUUGGGCCGGCCUGCUUUGCGAACCCUAGCGUGUUUAUUUUAUAAAGUAAAAGUAUGGGAAGGGUAUAAAAGAUGCGCUUGCCUCCAUCAUCCAUCCUCUCAAGCAAAACGUUAUUCGAUCUGUCUGGUUUGGAAUUGAAUAAUGGAGAACGAAUUCAAGAAGAUAAGUAGUGCGGUUCCAAAGGAAAGCGAUUUUUUUGAUGUCAUCAUAUCUGUCAAGAAGCAGAGACCAACAUGUGUCAACGCUGACGACGACUCUGUCGCGAUGGAAGGUUGUUCCUACAAUGUCAGCUCUGUUAUGACAAGAUUUUAUAGAAUGUUCUUUAAGGUUUACGACGAGUUUCCCGACGAAUCUCGGAUUGAUCCGUUGUAUGGUGACAUUCUUCAUCAGCGCUUCAAUUACGGUUACUAUCUGGAUGCCCGAGCUGAACUCUCGUUUGCAAGUUGGAUGAUGAUCGAGAUCUCUGACAAGUAUCUCGACCUCCUCUGUGCAGAUGACUGUGAUUCCCUGGGCAAGUGCGAGUCGCUUAAAAGGUCUGCUUUAGCGUGUAUGCUUGUUGUUGUAAGGAGAUGCGUUCCUUGUAUGGCGUUUCUCGACAAAGUUCGUGAGUACAUGGCCAAUUUGGAUGAUUGUGUUGUUGGUGAGCAUGCUUCUGCUGCUGCUACUGCCAAGUACAACCUCGAUGAAGGCUCCCCUGUCCCUCAACCCGGGGAACAUGAGUUUGCUGAAACCAUUGAGCACCUUGUUGAUCCACAGACUUUGGUUUGGCUUGAGGAACUCGAUCGUGUACCUAGCGCAGUCUCAUAGAUGCUGGGAUGAAAUUGGUCCGUUGUGCUAUAUUUUCAUUUUUCUAAACUCUUUCGUUUUGGUUUGAGCUUCCAACCAUUGUGGAAGUAGAAACUUUAAGAAAAAAUACUUUACGUUUUAAUAUAGGUAGCUAAAUAAUUAAUCUCUCAGUUAACCACU
Molecule: messenger RNA, 979 nt
Organism: Raphanus sativus (radish)
Lineage: Eukaryota; Viridiplantae; Streptophyta; Magnoliopsida; Brassicales; Brassicaceae
Product: nucleolar GTP-binding protein 1
Exons: 2
Coding region: 155-820 (221 amino acids)
Source: RefSeq, a predicted model, not a curated record